GAUUUGGUUACAUUUGCCGCAUUCGACGCUAGUCACACGUAAUUCCAGUAAUUGAAAGAAACCCAGUUUACAAAAACACCCUUCACCAUGGGGGAACUACAGACGCACGAGCUGACGCUGUAUUCCAUUAUCCUGUUUUUGCUGUUUGAAUCACUGAUUGAAAUUUAUCUAGUGCUACGACAGCUGCGUGUGUAUCGCGAAAGCAAAACCGUCCCAAAGGAGCUGCAGCACGUGAUGGACGCGGAAACAUUCGAAAAGUCCCGAGUGUACGGUUUGGAUAAGGCAAAUUAUGGAAUUUUCAAAACCAUCGUCUGUGAUGUGGUGAUUGCCAUGCUGGAACUUUACUUCGGGUUCAUGGCAGCGGUGUGGCUCCGGGCGGCGCAAGUGGCAGGCCACGUCGGAUUGGAUCGGUCCAGCGAGAUUCAGGUUGGAUGCGUCUUCAUUGUGAUGCUUCAAGUGAUCGGUGUGCUGAAGGAGAUGCCCUUCCGGAUUUAUAGCACAUUCGUGCUCGAGGAGCGCCAUGGCUUCAACAAGCAAACGGCCGGGUUUUUCGUCAAAGAUCAAAUUAAGGCGUUUGUCGUUUCACAAGUGCUCACUGUGCCCAUAGCCGCCGCUCUCAUCUACAUUGUGCAGAUCGGCGGAGAGUACUUCUUCGUGUGGCUGUGGGCUUUCAUCGGUUGCGUCUCGCUCGUGCUCAUCACCAUCUAUCCGGUUUACAUUGCCCCACUGUUCGAUAAGUUCCGCCCGCUGGAGGAUGGUGAACUGAAAACUGGUAUCCACGAAUUGGCCAGUAGUGUCAAGUUUCCGCUGGGUCAACUGUUCGUCGUGGAAGGAUCAAAGCGUUCGGCUCACAGCAAUGCUUAUUUUACCGGUCUGUUCGGUGUAAAGCGCAUCGUGCUGUUCGAUACCCUGUUGCUUAACAAGGGCCUUCCGGCCGACGAUGCUUCGUUGACGGAGAGCGAUAAAAGCAAGGGCUGUAAAAACGAGGAGGUGCUUGCCGUCUUAGCUCACGAGCUUGGCCACUGGAAGUUGGGUCAUGUUGCGAAAAACAUAACCAUCAUGCAGGUGCAGUUGUUUUUGAUCUUCCUAGUUUUCUCCCAGCUGUUCACUUACGCACCACUGUACGAAGCGAUUGGCCUACCGGUGGGAGAGAAACCAAUCCUGAUCGGAUUCAUGGUAAUCAUGAUGUACGUGCUGGCUCCAUACAACACACUGAUUUCGUUCGCCAUGACCAUCGUGUCCCGCCGGUUCGAAUAUCAGGCCGAUGCAUUCGCUCAGGAGCUAGGCUAUUCGAAAGAUUUGGGUCAAGCACUCAUCAAGCUGCAGGUGGACAAUCUUGGGUUUCCGAUCUACGACUGGAUGUACUCCGCAUGGAAUCAUUCCCAUCCGACGUUGUUGCAGCGACUCGAUCGAUUGCAAACCGACGGCAAGAAGAAACGCUAAAGUAAUUCAGCACGAAGGGCGGUACAUUACCAAUUCCUGUGCAUCGCAAAGCCCGGAGCUGGCACAAAACAUACUUUUCGGUUAAUCCAUCAGUGUUGCAGAAACCAAAGUGAGAGUGUAUACGUACAAAACACUUGACCAAACACUCCUACAAUAGCGCAAACAUAAGAUCGACCAUCAAUUGUUUGGAAUGUUUUUGCCUAUUUAUCUUGCACUAGAUAGGACUGCUACAUACCAUACUGACCUGACAAGGCUCGAUCGUGCAGUCCUGCGAAACGACUGCUCUCAUUUUACUACAAAAAUGCAAAUAAAUAUC
Molecule: messenger RNA, 1759 nt
Organism: Anopheles cruzii
Lineage: Eukaryota; Metazoa; Arthropoda; Insecta; Diptera; Culicidae
Product: CAAX prenyl protease 1 homolog
Exons: 3
Coding region: 88-1443 (451 amino acids)
Biological process (GO): CAAX-box protein processing
Cellular component (GO): endoplasmic reticulum membrane
Molecular function (GO): metalloendopeptidase activity
Source: RefSeq, a predicted model, not a curated record